AACUGAAAUGUCCGCCUUCAUCGAUGCAUCUUUGAUAGACGCAGCAGCUCCAGUUCGAUCCCCCGUUCAGACAAGACAGGCUGCGCGGUUUAUCGACGGCAAGCACACUGAAUGCCUUGUUUAUGGCUUCGCCGAUAGAAUUAUGGUGCUCGUGACAGAUUCUGGCAAAAUUGGACAGAUGUUGUCGGUGUCGUUGGAAACAUCCUCGCUGGUCCCACCACCGCCGUUAGGUGCUGAACAUUUGGACUUGCUUCCACCAUCACACAUCACUCCAAAGUACAUGCUAGGUGCCUCAAAUACACCUCGAGGCGAGCUCGGACAGCUUUACGCUGUGCAUAUCGCAUCACUGGUGGCAUCGCAGAACCCGGAUGAGGCACGAACAGUCAUAGUAGGGUUAGCAUUGUCGACCAACGUAAGAGGGUAUGAUUACGAGGAUACGGAGAUCAUGGGUGCGAAGGAGAGAUCAAGAUUUUUGGAUGUACUGGAGCUGGUCGCGAAAUGCAAAGUAUGGUAGUAAUACACUCAUUAUUAUAUCGUAGUCAAACACAAUCUACUCUCACCGCUCAAACGGCAAUCUUACAGAAAGACCGCUUUGCGUGCUUAUUUUUGGGACAAAGCGUCAACACCGGGCAAAACCUUACCCUCCAACAACUCCAAGGAAGCACCUCCACCAGUGGAAACGUGGGAGAGCUUGUCCUCGACACCGAACUUGACGGCGACGGUAGCGGUGUCACCACCACCAAUGAUGACGUUGGCACCGUUCUGGCAAGCAGCGAUGGCAGCGUCGAGAGUACCCUUGGUACCCUUGGCGAAGGCGUCGAACUCGAAGACACCACAAGGUCCGUUCCAGAGGAUGGUCUUGGCCUUGUUGAUGGUCUCGGUGAAGAGCU
Molecule: messenger RNA, 890 nt
Organism: Saitoella complicata NRRL Y-17804
Lineage: Eukaryota; Fungi; Ascomycota; Saitoellomycetes; Saitoellales; Saitoellaceae
Exons: 2
Coding region: 8-514 (168 amino acids)
Biological process (GO): proteasome assembly
Source: RefSeq, a predicted model, not a curated record